GCCAAGUCCACAGACAGUGAGCUCAGUUUGAAAAUUUCCAACUUCACAGACACAUCAUGCGCUCUCUGCUCCCUUUCCUCUGCCUUUUCCUGGCCAGGACUAAAGGAGCAGUGGCAUCGGACCCUUCUAUGCCCUUCAUGGUUUACCUGGACCAGGACCAUCUGGUUUGCCUGAAGUGGGGCUUUGAUAAUCUGCAAGGAAACAUUGUAUUCAAACUGACUGUCAACACCACGGGCUGGGUAAGCUUUGGCAUGAGUCCCAACGGAGGAAUGAAGGGGUCAGAUAUCGUCAUAGGGGGACUUGGACCCAGUGGAAGCUACUUCUCAGAUCGCUACGCCACAGGGAACGCCAUGCCUUUGCUGGAUGCACAGCAGAGCUACACUCUCCUGUCUCUGACUGAAAGUGAAGGUCAAACCAUCAUGACCUUUCAGAGGUCCAUUCAGGCCUGUGAUGACAAAGACUUCCAUAUCACUGAUGAACCCAUUAAGCUGAUCUAUGCAUAUGGAACAACAGAUGAGAUUAGCUACCAUGGAGCUCGCAGAGGCACCAAGGAGGUCAACCUGCUGAAUUUUAAGAUCAGGACGUCCCUACCCAACCUCAACUAUCUCAGUGCCACAGUGGAAAAUAUCACUGUCCCCCCCAUUCAAACCUACUACCACUGCAAGGUCAUGAAAUUUCCAAACUUAAAUACAAAACAUCACAUAUAUCAGAUUGAACCGGUGAUUGAGCACCAUGACAUCGUUCAUCACAUGCUUCUGUACAGCUGUCCCUCCUUUGUGGCGCAAACGUCCGACAAGCCGUGCUACGUGGGCAGCAUGGAGGAUACCUGCUUAGGGGUGGUGGCCGCAUGGGCAGUGGGAGGAGAGGUAUUUGAGUUUCCAGAAAAUGCGGGUAUUCCCAUUGGUGGUGGGGACAGUGAUACAUACUACAGGCUGGAAGUCCAUUAUAAUAACCCAGACCUUGCAACAGGCAGGAUAGAUAACUCCGGACUAAGACUGUACUAUACGUCCCAACUCCGGCAGCAUGAUGUGGGCAUCAUGACUACAGGUGUGCUGCCGUUUAAUCAUAUACAGUACAACAUCCCUCCAAAAGCCCCUCAAUUCCACAUCUACGGCUUGUGCAAUACCUCUCUCUUUUCUCAGCUGGUGAGUCCGGUUCCUGAUCUUCACAUGUUUGCUGUGAUGCUGCACACUCACUUGGCUGGGAGGAAAGUCAGAGUUGCCCACUACAGAAAUGAAAAACAGAUUGACUUCUUGGGCUUGGAUGAUAACUACAACUUUAAGAUACAGCAGAUCAUCAGUUCUGGAAACAUCAAGACCAUCAAGCAAGGUGAUGAGAUUGCAGUGGAGUGCACCUACAACACUGUUGAUCGCACUGGAGUCACUGAGAUGGGGUUAGCAACCACCGAUGAGAUGUGCCUGGCCUUCCUGUUCUACUACCCUGCAAUCAAGAUCAAAUCAUGUGUUAGCCACCCAAAUACAAAGUUUCUAUCAAAUUCAAGCUCCCAGAUGUCUGGAGAGACCACAAACCAGGAGGAAAUUGCUGAGUAUCAGAGUUUGGUAAAUGCUCUACCACAAAUUGAGCUGAUCUCUGAUGAUGAUCACAACUUCAGAAAAUAUGUAAAUGGCACCAUCAGGGAGAUGAUGAAGACUCCAACUGUAAUGUGUCGGAAUAAUAACUCGUCAAGCAGACUUCACGCUCCCUGGAUCUUGAGCCCAGCAGGAGUCAUGCUUUUGCUGCUCUGGAUUGUGAUAAUGUAACACGAUUGUUUGAUCAACAGAUGCAAUCUAUUGCAGUCUAGAUAAAGGAAGGUACAGUUGAUAAAUCUCUGUUGAUUGAUAAAAAUGAAUUGGGGUAUAUUCAACUUCACUCGACAAAGUGUAUCCAUUUUAUAUUUGUAUUUUUCUAUCUUUUCAUCACAUAUCUUUUCUCUUUGGUAUGAACUGUUAAUCAUUUGGUUGUCAUAUUAUUUAGCAACUGUCAUAUUGAUUACCAUACUGAGAUUGACAUUUCUAUCUCACUUUUUUAUUCUGUUUCAUAAAAGCACUACAUGGUUGGCCA
Seriola aureovittata is the source of this 2061-nucleotide messenger RNA. It is a transcript of the gene moxd1l, whose product is annotated as monooxygenase, DBH-like 1, like. The transcript has 13 exons. Gene Ontology annotation, molecular function: copper ion binding; dopamine beta-monooxygenase activity. Gene Ontology annotation, biological process: norepinephrine biosynthetic process; dopamine catabolic process; octopamine biosynthetic process. Gene Ontology annotation, cellular component: secretory granule membrane. NCBI's taxonomy places the organism in Eukaryota, Metazoa, Chordata, Actinopteri, Carangiformes, Carangidae. The record is from RefSeq and is a predicted model, not a curated record. The coding region runs from base 57 to 1760 and encodes 567 amino acids.